This is a messenger RNA of Rhizophagus irregularis DAOM 181602=DAOM 197198, 670 nucleotides long. NCBI's taxonomy places the organism in Eukaryota, Fungi, Glomeromycota, Glomeromycetes, Glomerales, Glomeraceae. The record is from RefSeq and is a predicted model, not a curated record.
AAAGACUUGUAAUUUCAUGUUUCCAUAUUUUAUUCCUGAACAAGAAACAAGAGCAAAUCUUCAUUUUAGAUCUUUAACUUUUCUCGCAGAAUCACUUAAUCGUAUAAUGGUAUUACCUAAUGUUGGAAAUUCAAGAAUAGAUUGUUGUACGAAAUUUCCUUUUGAAUUUUAUUAUGAUUUAGAAAAAAUGAAAAAAAUGUUUCCAAGUAUAAAAUUCAUGACACAACAAACUUUUAAAGAAUGGACAAAAGAACUUUUAAUUAAACCUGAUACAUUACAUACAUGGUUUAUAGAAGAUGGUAGAAAUGAUUCUUAUUCUAUAAGAGAUCAUAAUCAAAUGGCUGUCGAACCAGGUGUUCGUUACGAAAAAAACCUUCUUUCUAAAUUAUGCAUAAACCAAUUCGAUUUAAAAAUAUCCGAUUAUAUGGAAUUUCAUACUGGAAUUGGUCAUGUAAAUGAUUUUGAACAUAAAAUGUUUAAUUUUUUUACGGAAAAUCUUAAAGAUAUAAAAUCUCCUGUAAUAUUAAUUCGAAAUCGUUCUCGAAGACAAAUGUUCCCAUUAAUUGAAGAACAAAUACCAUUUGCUCCUCAUAUUAUAAAACAAGCAGAUGAAAUUGUAAAUAAGUUACAAUCAUAUUAUUGUAUUCAUUGGAGAAUGGAACAAGGUAUA